UGGCCAUGGCAAGACCCUCCGUUUUGAUUCUCCAGGAGAACCAAGUCUAAGGUUGUGCUUGAGCGUGUGUGUGUGUGUGUGUGUGUGUGUGUGUGUGUGUGUCUGUCUGUGUGUCUGUCUAUGUGAGGGGGGGCACUAAUCCAUCUUCUUCCUUUUUGGCUAUACAUCAGCACCAUUUCCCACCUAUUCCUGUGAUUUCGUUGCUGCCUUACAACUUUUCCUGUUCCCUGCAUAUCCUGGAAGUGCUGCCUUUCAGCAGGAGAUGGCUGUCCAGUAUGUCCAAUAUAAAGGGAUAAAGUUUCCUCCUGGAUAUAAUACAGUGGAAAGCCUUUGCUUCGCUGAGAAUGAAUUUCAAGUGCGGGAUGAUGAUAUCUUCAACAUCACCUACCCAAAGUCUGGAACAGUGUGGAUGAUUGAGAUCCUCAGCCUGAUCCUCAAUGGUGGCAACCCAACCUGGAAUCAACAUGUCCUCAAUUCCCUCCGUGCUCCCUGGUUCACUACCCAGCUGGGUCUGGAGACAGCGCAUAACCUUCCAUCCCCACGUCUGCUCACCUGCCACCUUCCCAUUCAGAUCUUUCCCAAAGCCUUCUUCAGCUCCAAAGCCAAGGUGAUAUACACAUUGCGGGACCCCCGGGAUGUGUUAGUUUCCUACUAUCAUUUCUCCAAGAUGUGCACCUGCUUUGAGGAUCCCAAAUCAUUCAAUCACUUCCUGGAGAGUUUCCUGAACGGGGAUGUGUGUUUUGGAUCCUGGUUUGACCACAUCAUGGGUUGGAUGAAGCUGAAAGGCAAAAGCAACAUCUUUUUCAUCAGUUAUGAACAACUGAAGCAGGACCCAUGGGGCAGUGUGGAGAGCCUCAGCCAUUUCAUAGGGAAGGAGCUGGAUGAGGCAGCCAUCACUUCAGUGGUGGAAAACGCCUCCUUUGACGCCAUGAGGAAGAACAGUAUGUGCAAUUCGACAAUGCUUCCCAGGGAGUUUAUGGAUCAAGGGAAGGGGACCUUCCUGAGGAAAGGCAUCUGCGGAGAUUGGAAGACUCAUUUCACUGUAGCAGAGUCUGAGUACUUUGACAAGAUUUACCAGGAGAAGAUGCAGGGCCUGAAAGGAAUCUUCCCUUGGGAGCAAACUGGACUGGAGAGCAACUCAGAAAGAGACCCUUAAUUUCUGAACUAAAAGAUGCUAGAUCUCAUUAUGUCCUGUGAUCAAUCAGGGCCUACCUGGGCGUCCUAUAUAGGCUGCCUUGAAUUCCACGAUGGAGGGUGGGUGGAAAUCAGGAUCUAAAUACAUUUUUUUUUACAAAAAAAAAAAAUGUUAUUAAAGCAAGCAGUGAAAAGAAAGUGAAAUAUGAACACAACACACCCAGAAUGCAGUGUAAACAAGAUCAACCAUUCCUCUGAGGAGAAAAAGGAAAAGG
Messenger RNA from Elgaria multicarinata webbii, 1409 nucleotides. RefSeq names its product sulfotransferase family 2A member 1 (gene SULT2A1). Gene Ontology annotation, cellular component: cytoplasm. Gene Ontology annotation, biological process: sulfation. Bases 263 to 1156 code for a protein of 297 amino acids. The record is from RefSeq and is a predicted model, not a curated record. The transcript is spliced from 7 exons. Gene Ontology annotation, molecular function: sulfotransferase activity. NCBI's taxonomy places the organism in Eukaryota, Metazoa, Chordata, Lepidosauria, Squamata, Anguidae.